Xyrauchen texanus (razorback sucker) is the source of this 1157-nucleotide messenger RNA. RefSeq names its product RNA transcription, translation and transport factor (gene rtraf). NCBI's taxonomy places the organism in Eukaryota, Metazoa, Chordata, Actinopteri, Cypriniformes, Catostomidae. The coding region runs from base 110 to 838 and encodes 242 amino acids. Gene Ontology annotation, cellular component: tRNA-splicing ligase complex. The transcript is spliced from 8 exons. Gene Ontology annotation, molecular function: RNA binding. The record is from RefSeq and is a predicted model, not a curated record. Gene Ontology annotation, biological process: tRNA splicing, via endonucleolytic cleavage and ligation.
UUGCUCUGUUGCGUUGUAGGCUGUGGAGCAGGUUGUAGCUUCUCAUGCAAAAUUAUAGAUCUCCUUUAAUAAGUUUAAACAUCGUUCAGGAGUUAAGCCACGAGAAGCGAUGUUUCGCAGAAAGCUUACAGCUUUAGAAUAUCACAACCCUACGGGAUUUGACUGUAAAGAUGAAACUGAAUUCAGAAAUUUCAUAGUUUGGCUGGAAGACCAAAAAAUCAGACACUACAAAAUCGAGGAGCGAGGAAACUUGAGGAACAUCCCCGGCUCUGAUUGGCCUAAACAUUUUGAAAAGUACUUGCAAGAUGUGAACUGUCCAUUCAGUGCACAAGAAAGACAGGAGAGCAUUGACUGGUUGCUGGGUCUUGCUGUUCGUUAUGAGUAUGGAGACAAUGUGGAGAAAUAUCGAAACUGCAAACCUGUGACUGAGACCAGUGAUGCUCAGAAGCCUGUAGAUCCAUUACUUAACCUGGACAGUAACAAUCCCGAUUUUAAAGCUGGUGUCUCGGCCCUUGCAAAUCUUCUCAAAAUUCAGCGGCAUGACGACUAUUUGGUGAUGCUUAAAGCUAUUAGAAUCCUGAUACAGGAACGUCUGACCCCUGAAGCCAUUGCAAAGUCCAGUCAAGCAAAGGAGGGUUUACCAGUUGCUCUGGACAAGCAUAUUUUAGGAUUUGAUACUGGAGAUGCGACUUUGAACGAAGCGGCCAGGGUUCUUCGCCUGCUUCACAUCGAGGAGCUCAGAGAGUUACAAACUAAGAUCAAUGAGGCCAUUGUAGCUGUUCAGGCUAUCAUUGCUGACCCCAAAACUGACUACCGUUUAGGAAAGGUUGGCAGAUAAAAACUCCUGCCCGGACCUUGCUGCAGAGACGUUGUCCACACAACGGAGACAUUCGUUGCGAAAUAUGUAUGUUUUCAUUAACCACACCACAGAUAUUUUGUUUGAAUUCAAGGCAUUUUUGUGGGAAUGGAAAUAAGAAUGAACUUUUCUUCUUGAUUAUAUAUUUGCUUUACUCUCUAAUCGAAAAAAUGGAUAGAUUGGAAUUUGAAAUAUUGGAAAAAUAAAUAUAGUUGUUUGUACACUGAAUGUAGAGGCACAUAUGAAAUGUUAGACUGGUUGCUAUAAAAGAUUGGCCUCUUUGCAUUUGUUGCAUAAUAAA